Messenger RNA from Nicrophorus vespilloides, 1192 nucleotides. RefSeq names its product putative fatty acyl-CoA reductase CG8306. The record is from RefSeq and is a predicted model, not a curated record. Gene Ontology annotation, cellular component: peroxisome. Gene Ontology annotation, biological process: long-chain fatty-acyl-CoA metabolic process. The transcript has 6 exons. Gene Ontology annotation, molecular function: alcohol-forming very long-chain fatty acyl-CoA reductase (NADP+) activity. Lineage: Eukaryota; Metazoa; Arthropoda; Insecta; Coleoptera; Silphidae. Bases 196 to 1155 code for a protein of 319 amino acids.
AAUAUAAAAUAAUUCAGUGUUCAUUGGAAACUCAAGAUUGGAAGAGUUUUAUAGGAAAAAAUGGAUUUUGGUGACCGGCUGCACCGGUUUCUUGGGCUCGGUGCUCGUCGAGAAACUUUUGCGAAGUUUUCCUAAUUGAGAGAAGCAAAAAAUGCUUUGAAGAUCCUCGAAUGAUUGCCUUGAAUCCCAAUUACUAUGAGAAAGUCUGUUGGAUCGAAGGAGACUUGCCAGUGCCUCAAGAUUUGCUUAGACAACAAAAACAUAAAAUGUUUCAUGUACGUUUCAACUGUUUACUCUUACGCGAGGAGAUCUUGUUCUCGCAUCGAGGAAAAGAUAUACGAACCAAUAUUAAAACCAGAAACUUUACUGGAUAUGUCUAAUGGUUUAACUAACGAUGAAUUGGAUGAAUUUGAAAAUACUUUAAUGAAAGAUUGGCCCAAUACAUAUACAUUCACAAAAAAUGUGACCGAAUACUAUUGUGAUACGUUCAAAGAUCAAAUGAGCAUCGGAAUCUUCAGACCUGGGACUGUAACUUCCGCUAUCUCCGAGCCGUUUCCUACCUGGGUAAAAAGCAAAGCUGGCAUAUUAGGUGCUAUUAUUCUGUUGGGAACAAAGCUAGUACCAAGUUAUUACGUGGAUAAGAAGGCACUAUCACACUGCGUGCCUGUGGAUAUGACAGUCAACGCUUUAAUUACAAGCACCUAUGAUGUUAUCAGCAAUAAAUCGAAGGACACCAAAAUCUAUAAUUACACCUCCAACAACAACCCUAUUACCUUUUACGAUGGUUUCAUGAUUGCAACAAAAAACAAGUGCAUUUCAUUGAUUACUUACAACUAUUACUGGAAUGCGAUCAAAAUGUUUCUACUCAUGUAUCUUCCUUUUGUAUUUAUGGAUAUUUUCCGAUUCUUUACACUACAAAAACCAAAGUAUCUACGAUUGUAUGAGAAAAUCAAUCACUUCUUAGGAGCGAUGUUCUAUUUUAACAACAAACCUUUGGUUGUAGACAACGAUAAUUUGGAACAUGUUUGGGAUUCGCUCACCCAGCGAGACAAGGAUUUGGUCCCAUUUAAUUUGAAAGUCAUCGAUUGGAUAGAUUAUUUCACGAACGUGCCUAGCGGCAUUGAGAAAUAUAUGGUUAUUAAGAUGAAAAUUUAAUUAUUGUAAUUUGUAUGGAAUAAUAUGAUAAAUAUAA